Molecule: messenger RNA, 2497 nt
Organism: Lates calcarifer (barramundi perch)
Lineage: Eukaryota; Metazoa; Chordata; Actinopteri; Centropomidae
Gene: sgcb
Product: sarcoglycan, beta (dystrophin-associated glycoprotein)
Exons: 6
Coding region: 102-1037 (311 amino acids)
Biological process (GO): muscle organ development
Cellular component (GO): sarcolemma; sarcoglycan complex
Source: RefSeq, a predicted model, not a curated record
AGCCCAGGCAGUGAGUCACGACACAGCCAGUUUUUUUCACCUUCGACUGUGAAAAGUGGUAUGCUCCCCGUCACUCCGCAAGCAGAAGAGGGAGGGUCAACAUGGCGUCUGAACAGGAGAGCUCCAAUGGGCCAGUGAAGAGGUCUAUGCGAGAGAAGGCUAUAGAGAGACGUAACAUCAACAAGGAACAUAACAGUAACUUUAAAGCUGGCUAUGUACCCAUAGAAGAAGAGCGUCUUCAUAAGACAGGGCUGAGAGGACGCAAAGGAAACAUGGCUGUUUGUGUUAUCAUCCUCCUCUUCCUUCUUGCCUUAAUUAACCUCAUUAUCACAUUAGUAAUAUGGACGGUGAUCCGUAUUGGUCCAAAUGGCUGCGAUAGUAUGGAGUUCCAUGAGACUGGCCUGUUGCGCUUCAAACAGAAGGCAGACAUGGGCAUCGUUCACCCACUACACAAGAGCACAGUAGGAGGCCGUAAGGACCAGGACCUGGUCAUCGUUGGCAACAAUAACCCGGUUGUGUUCCAGCAAGGCACUACUAAGCUGAGUGUAGAAAAGGACAAGACUUCAGUCGUCAGUGACGUUGGCAUAUCAUUCACGGACCCUCGCACACAGAACACAUUCUUCAGUACAGACUUUGAAAACCAUGAGUUCCAUUUGCCCAAAGGAGUCAAAGUCCUCAGUGUUAAAAAGGCUUCCACAGAAAGGAUAACCAGUAGUGCAGCAUCUGACCUGAACAUCAAAGGGGACAGCAAGGCCAUCAUUCGUGGUAACGAGGGAGUCAACAUCAUGGGCCGGACUGUAGAGUUCAAAAUGGGUGGAGGCAUCGAGCUCAGGGCUGAAAACAGCAUUGUCCUCAAUGGAUCAGUCAUGUUCAAUGCCACACGCAUCCCUAACUCUGCAGGAGAUGUGUAUUUUGAUGAGGGUCUGGAGAGGUACAAGCUCUGCAUGUGUGCAGAUGGCACUCUGUUCCGUGUGCAGGUGAAAUAUCCCAACAUGGGCUGUCAGACAUCAGAUAACCCCUGUAGAAAAGCUCACUAGGAGACUGGACUGGAAUCUGCUCAAUCUCACCACUGAAGUCAGAUUACAAAUUUGCAUAUGUUGGACAUUCUAUAGUAACUUCAUCAUGACUGACACAUAAUAAUACCUCUUUAGUUCAUCUUCUUAUUUGUAAAGCUGGAAUCAUGUUACAGAUCUUUACCACUUGGCCAAAGACAUUAACAUACAUGCUGAAAUAUUUUUAUUGUUCUUCAGAUUUGCCAACUUUAUUUAAACUUUAUUAUGCCAUGUAAGCACAUAACACUCCUAUAUUUAACAUUAUACUGUGGUUUACACAGCCCAUUGGUAGCAAUUAAAAAAUCCAGUUUUUAUUUUUUGCCUUACCGUCCAGUAUUACUAAUAUACACUUGGUUGGCAGUUAUCAGGUAAACCCAGCUACAACUAAUGCAGUCUAAUACAAGAGUGCUGCAAUAAAUCCUCCUUCAUGAAGGUUAUAAUGUUGUAAUGUUUUGGAGGCUGCAGUUUGUGGUGCUGUUGAACUAUACUGCAUUAUGCAGCAAGGUGUUUCUGUUAUUUAGCCUGCUGUCAUUGAUCUAACACAAUUCAAUUCAAAAGCACCACACACAAACUGCCACCUCAUAAAUGACCAUAAAAUUGAAUCAACACCUACCUAAAACACACACUGAACAUUAUACACCAUCAUGAAGGUGGGAUGUAUUGCAGGACUACUGCAUUAGACUACUGUAUUAGUUUUAACUAGGUGUAUGUAAUAAACAGCCAACUGAGUGUAUAAACUUUGUGGAGGGGUUGUAUAUGAUUUUAUUUGCUUCCAGCAGCUGUGUUUGAUAUUUUCUUCAUUUUUAAUGACAUGAGAUGAGACACUAUAAGAUUACAUAGACUUGUCUAACACUUGGAAUAAACUAUAAUACAAGAGAUACAUUUUAAGCCAUCUAGUAAUGUUAAAGCAGAAUAGGUGUCUUUCUCCACUUCUUGGACUGCCCAUCAUGCACGUGCCAAUGGAUUUACAAGGGAUGAUAUAUGAUAUAAUAUAUAUAUAAUAUUCUAAUUUUGUUGCAAAAAUUGUUUUUUACAGUAAAAUAAGACAAUAUUGAAAAAGUAAGAGUGUUUGCACUAUGUUAAACUAAAGAUUAAUGCAAAUCUCUUUAAAUGUUCAUGUUGAUGAAUGUCUGAAGAGUUUAAAUCAUCAGUAACUUGGUUUGAAAAACAUGUAUUGAGUGGUUUUAAUUUUGUGCAAUAUAGUAUAAAAGAUUUAACUUUUAUUUUGCUUUGGAUUGUCUUGUCUGUUUUAUAACAGUACUGAUGUUGAGAACAUUUGUUACCAAUGUUAUGAAGUAGUUCUCAGCACGUUCAGACCUGAUGUAUGUGCUGAAAGUGUUUUUGAUCCACUAAAUGGAAAAAAAAUGGCAACAAGCCUUAUUUGAAAAUUGAAAACAUUUCAUUGCUAUAUUUGUUUCAAUAAAGAAACAUGUUGCUAUGUGAAA